GUACUUAACUCCCAAGGUACAACCGAAAUUAAGAAAACAAAAAAUGUUGCUCGUCUAUCAGCUCUAUAUAUAGCCACUUUCUUCACGUAUUGUUCUUCAUCACAUCAUAAACUCCAAGAAAGCAAAACCCUCCUUAGUGUUCUCAAGCUAUUUCAAGAUGACGAUCACAGAGAUGAGAGUUCAUAUGGAUUGUGCUGGCUGUGAAGCCAAAAUUAAGAAGGCUCUUCAAAAACUAAAUGGAGUAGAUGACAUAGACAUAGACAUGGCCUUGCAAAAAGUGACAGUGAUGGGUUGGGCAGACCAGAAGAAGGUUCUUAAAGCAGUGAGGAAAACAGGAAGAAGAGCUGAGCUAUGGCCAUACCCUUAUAAUCCUGAAUAUUAUAAUUUCAACCAGCAGUACUAUUAUCAGCAGCAACAAGAAACCCAACCUGCUGAAGUAAUCACCUAUUAUGCACCUCAGUACUCCACCUCCUCAUACAACUAUCGCAGGCAUGGCUACAGUAAUGAGGACUAUGGCUAUUAUCAAACGCCACCUUAUUCAAUUGUUGACGAAAAGGCUAGUGCCAUGUUCAGUGAUGAAAAUCCUCAUGCUUGCUCCAUAAUGUAAUAUGGUUGGUGAAGUUGUUUCAGUGGAAUUGGAACCAGUCCAAAGGGAUAUGUGAAUCCAUUGUAUAUAGCUAAGAUAUCAAACGCAAGUGUUUUUGUGGAUCUACAGGAUAUGUAUGUACUCUAUAUAGUCUAAAUUGUGAAAUUCUUGACCUUAAGAAAUUUCUUUACAAGAUUCAGCUCCAGCCAUUCAAAGGUAUCGAUGUAACUUAUGAGAAUUCAUUGUGUUUUAAAAAUUGAAAAACUUAUCGUA
Hevea brasiliensis (rubber tree) is the source of this 859-nucleotide messenger RNA. Its product is annotated as heavy metal-associated isoprenylated plant protein 28. The record is from RefSeq and is a predicted model, not a curated record. Gene Ontology annotation, molecular function: metal ion binding. NCBI's taxonomy places the organism in Eukaryota, Viridiplantae, Streptophyta, Magnoliopsida, Malpighiales, Euphorbiaceae. The transcript is spliced from 3 exons. Bases 158 to 607 code for a protein of 149 amino acids.